Molecule: messenger RNA, 729 nt
Organism: Leguminivora glycinivorella
Lineage: Eukaryota; Metazoa; Arthropoda; Insecta; Lepidoptera; Tortricidae
Exons: 3
Coding region: 44-643 (199 amino acids)
Source: RefSeq, a predicted model, not a curated record
GGCAACAUGCAAGAAACCACACUAAUGUGUUCAGUGUGUUAAGAUGUAUUACCCGCUACUUGGGAUCACAUUGAUUUGUUACGUUUCUGCGGAACUCAAUCGUGUACAGAUUCCUCAAAAAUUCUUACAGAAUGUGUUAUCAAAAUCAAAAAGCAAUAUGCAGGUACCAGACAAAGAUACUGACGCAUAUUUCGACAAACCGGAUAACAAAAUGCUUAUACCCGUGACCCCAGAGGAGAUACAGGCAACAAAGAAACUAUUCAAGAAACACCCAAAAUCUACGAUACAGAAAAUAAUAGCGAGGAACAAAAAGAAUAAAAAAAUGAAGUAUAAUUUCCUCACCACGAAACCCACGCCACCCCCGUCUAGUGACGAUAUUGAAGAUUUUGAUGAUAGAGACGAUGAUCCCACCACCAUGAAAGGGAUGAUGAUGAAGAAACCUAAAAAGUGGAACAACAAGAUAACCAAGUACCACAGCCAGAUCCAGAAAAUGCCGAACAGGAUAUCACCGAAAGUCAAAAGAACAAAGAGACACUUAGACAGAGACAACACGAUCAUAUUUCAAGAUUUUGACGAGUUCGAAUUCCUGGAUAACAAAAAAGAUUACGACCUUGUUAAGACACAUUUCAAAAAGUAUUGGUAAAAUAUAAAGUCUGAUAUGGUAGAAUAAGUGAGCAAAGUAAGUUAAGGUGCGAGUGUUAAAUAAAAGAAUUGAACUUGUUUUUAAAA